This is a messenger RNA of Branchiostoma floridae (Florida lancelet), 2862 nucleotides long. RefSeq lists its product as uncharacterized. The coding region runs from base 25 to 2862 and encodes 945 amino acids. NCBI's taxonomy places the organism in Eukaryota, Metazoa, Chordata, Leptocardii, Amphioxiformes, Branchiostomatidae. The transcript has 19 exons. The record is from RefSeq and is a predicted model, not a curated record. Gene Ontology annotation, molecular function: peptidase inhibitor activity; protein binding.
CUCGAUGGCGAGUGGCACAACGUGAUGAUUACCUGGGACGGGCAGGCCGGCGACUGGACGGUGUUUGUCGACGGCAUAGACCGAGCCCGUGGCCGGGGGCUGGCGCCUGGUAACACCGUCCGGCCUCGAGGGAGCUGGAUCCUGGGACAGGAGCAGGACACCGAAGGAGGAGGUUUCGAAGAUUUCCAGGCGUACGUCGGUGAUCUUGCAGAGUUCCACAUCUGGGACAAGGUUCUAAGUCAGGAGGAAAGAAACUACGUCUUGGCAGGGAGGCUGACGGGAAAUUUUGUGGACUGGAGAAGCAUCACAGUUGGCACCCAGGGGAGGGUGUACUCGGCACCAUUCCAACCUGAGUGGCAGAGACCCUCUAGAGUCUCGCCCCCAGUAGUGGUCUAUCCACCCGGAGUCACUCCACCACCCGGAGGUGUAUAUCCACCCGGAGGUGUUUAUCCGCCUGGAGGUGUUUAUCCACCGGGAGGUUAUCCACCCGGAGGUGUCAGGCCCCCUGGAGAAAGAGUACCAAUCGAGAUCCCGCCCGGAGGUGUAUAUCCGCCCGGUGGUGUUUAUCCACCAGGAGGUGUUUAUCCACCCGGAGGUGUAUAUCCCCCAGGAGAACUUUAUCCACCUGGUGAAUACCCACCUGGUACAAAGCCUCCAGGUUCAUACCGACUCCAGUUUCCUGAGCCAGUCAGCACCGACAACUAUGCCGAGAUCGACACCAGCGAUUCCCGGGACUUUGAUUCUAAUGCCUUCACAAUCGUCUUCCAUAUAAGGACGGAUUCCCCGACCACGGGAACGGUUUUCUCCUAUGCGACGGAAGACGAGGUGAACGAGGUCCAGUUCUACGGCGAGCCGGAAUCAACCGUCUACAAACUUCGCGUCGACGGGCAGACCUCCGAUGACAUCAACAUCGACCUUGCUGACGGAAAGUGGCACAUCGUCGUCCUCACCUGGGACGGGAACCGUGGCGCCUGGACUGUCAGGGUGGACGACAAGGAGCCAAUCCAGGGAGAAGGUCUCGCACGGUUCCACUCCAUCCGCCCCGACGGGACCUGGAUCCUGGGCCAGGAGCAGGACACGGUCGGAGGAGGGUUCGAGGAGGAACAGGCGUUUGUUGGCGACUUGGCAGAGUUCAAUGUUUGGCACACCCUACCAACUCCGGAACAACUGGAGAAGAUACAGAGAGGAGAGAGGGAAGAUGGCAGUGUCAUCUCCUGGAGGGAGACAACCAUCACACCCAUCGGUGACGUCACACGGCAGCUAUACUCACCAGGAGGAAAGGUCCGUGAGCGCACCGCCUGUGAAAAGGAGGUAGCCGAGGCCGUGCCCAUCCCCGGGUUCUUCCUGAAGGAGUGCGAGCCGCACGGCACGUACCGCACCACGCAGUGCCACGGCUCCACAGGCUACUGCUACUGCGCACACCCGGUCGACGGGAAGGUCUACAGGGAGACUGGCGCGCGGUCCUGGGAGGGAGGCAUUCAGGAGGACUGCACAAAGUACUGGUUGAAGAGAGGACCAAAGACGGAGUGCCAGCGGGACCUUGCGAAGGAGUACCCGCCUGACGCGUGGAUCCUGUCCUGUAACGAGGACGGGACGUACAAGACCAGCCAGUGUUACGGCUUCACCCACUUCUGUUACUGCAUCCACCCGUUCAGCGGACACGUCUUCCAGGAGACAGGGUAUCUACCGCAGCCGGGCAGGUUCCAGAGGUUUGACUGUAACGAGUACUGGAGAACCCGCCAACCUGAAGGAGCACCCGAGCUGACUUCCGAGACAUUCGCGGAGAUCGUUCUGGAGGCACCUGAAGAACGGCCAGCCCCAGCCGCUGCCUCUCCAGCUUUCGGGUUUGUCUUGCCCAGUCCAAGAGUCGAACCGGGAAGGCCACAGAUCAAUGUCGUAGAGUUCUGCAUCAGUGACAAUGGUGAUAGGUACAGAGUUGGAGAGAGCUGGAGCAUGGACAAGUCCAACUGUACGCAGUGCAUGUGUGAGCAGUUCGGACAGUCCUGUGUGUCUAUCAUGUGUGCUUGGCCGUACUGUGGGCCCAACGUGUCUCCGGUGUUUGUAGAAGGGGAGUGCUGCCCUGGAUGUCCAGAACCAGAGGAGACAGACCGCUGCUCCAUGCCAGGAGAGGUACUGAACCCAGAGACUCGGGAGUGCGAGUGUUUGUCCAUCUGCCCGGCGAUCUACUUCCCCGUGUGCGGCUCCGAUGGGCGAGAGUACGCCAGCGAGUGCGAACUUAACUCCACCGCCUGCCGCGAGCAGAGGGACAUCAAGGUCGUUUCUCAGGUGUUUGUUGACGGUCCUUGUGAGAAAUCGCCAGGUGACCCUGAUGACAAGGACAACAUGGCCGUGGCGUUCUCAGCACCCGUCGUUUCGGAAGCCAUGGCGGUGUCUCCUACAUUCACCAGCGCCAGCUCCCCAGCUAGACUCUGUACGGAGGCGUCUGUUUCCUUCUACGAUCACUGCAGGAAAUGCAUCUGCCUGUCACCUGGUUACUACGCCUGCUCAUCUGACACCUGUGAGGAGGACAAGUGCUACCAUCCCAUCCUUGGAGACAAGUUUAAAGAGGGAGAGAAAAUCAAGCUGGAUUGUAAUGAAUGUGUCUGUUCAGAGUCUGGGCAAUGGCAGUGCACGAAUCAUCCAUGUCCUGACCCUAACGGAGACUGUCAGUUUGGCGCUAAGUACAACGUGUACACGAAGGUUUGCGAGUGCAAGUCGGACUGCUCGGGUACAGUGUCUCCUGUGUGCGGCUCGGACGGAUUGGAGUACGCGAGCGACUGUCUGAUGGAACUCCGCUCAUGCCAGAUGCAGAGGAGCAUCUAUACCACGGGAUACCCACCCUGUGCAGGUACAACUCUUUAG